ACGUAAACACGGCUGCUGGUGAUGUGGACUCCCUUUGCUUUUUUCAACUUUGUCUUCGAAUUUGACCGACCAUGAACCUUUUACAUGUUUCGGCUGUGAUUUUUCCUGUUUUCGUCUUUUUCUCGUGGCAGUGUUUCCUGCUGGUCCAUCGAGUCACCGAGUCACCUUACAUUGACGAAGAGUUCCACGUUCCGCAAGCACAGCGAUAUUGCCGUGCAGAUUUCCAAUGGGACCCGAAAAUCACCACUCCACCCGGCUUAUAUUUGGCUUCCUUGGCCUUGCUUCGCGUCUCGAACGCGCUUGGACUCGAUCUGCACUGCGACAUUUUUUUCCUUAGACUAACAAACGUCGUGUUUGCCAGCUGCAAUUUUAUCGUUCUCACCCUGAUCAUCAGCAAACUAAACAAAGGUUCUCUUUGGACUGGCGUACUCGAGCUCGCCAACUUGUCAACAUUCCCGAUUCUCUACUUCUUCAGCUUCUUAUACUAUACAGAUGUGAUCAGCACUCUUUCUGUGCUGCUAAUGUACUGUGCGUUCCUGCACAACAAAAUCGUUCUCUCGGCAAUGCUAGGGUUUGUAUCCCUUUGGAUGAGACAAACAAAUGUUAUUUGGGUUGCCUUCACUGCUGCUCUUCACGGAUAUAAUUUGCUGGAUGAACUGCUGAAGAAGGACAAUGUCAGACUUAGGAAAAAUGAGAUUUUUGGUCGAGUGUGGGCUGGACUGCAGCGGCCGCACGUGGUCUCAUCCAUCGUGCUGCAAGAGACGCCGUUCAUCGCAGUCGGCGCCUCCUUCGUCGCAUUCGUGGCGUGGAACGGGGGCAUCGUCCUUGGUGACAAGUCAGCGCACGAGGCCACCGUGCACUUGCCGCAGCUGCUCUACUUCAGCGCCGUGUGCGCGGCGCUGGCGCCUGCUACGUUCGCCACUGCCGCGCCCCGCUUCCUGCGGCUCAUGCUGCGUCGGCCGGCGGCCACUGUGCUGGCCGCGGUGGCCGUGGCCGCUAUCGUGCACUUGAACUCAACGGCGCACCCGUACCUGCUGGCCGACAACCGCCACUACACCUUCUAUCUGUGGCGCCGGUUGCUGCAGCCGGCUGGCUUCUGGCUGGCGCCGCUUUACCUGUUUGCGGGACACACGCUGCUCACGCAGCUUGCCAGGCAUGGCCUCUUCCUGCAGCUGCUGUUCACGGCGUGCGCGGCCGCCGCCCUGGUGCCGCAGGCGCUGCUCGAGCCCAGGUACUUUGUUAUGCCCUUCAUUUUCUACAAGAUGCACGCGCCAGAGCCGAAUUGCAAACUGUCGGCCGUCAAUGUCUUGGUCUCCUUGCUCGUCAACAUGUUCAUUGUCUAUGUGUACGUCUACUGCCCCUUCACACCAGAGUCCAAGGUGCGAUUUAUCUGGUGAAUUAAAACACCGACUGUUUCCUGUGUUUUUGAGAAACAUACUGUACUGGUUAAAGACUUUUAAAAUAAAUGCACAUAAAAUAAUAUUGUGGAAAAA
Cloeon dipterum is the source of this 1493-nucleotide messenger RNA. It is a transcript of the gene Alg10, whose product is annotated as alpha-1,2-glucosyltransferase Alg10. Gene Ontology annotation, molecular function: dolichyl pyrophosphate Glc2Man9GlcNAc2 alpha-1,2-glucosyltransferase activity. The record is from RefSeq and is a predicted model, not a curated record. Gene Ontology annotation, cellular component: endoplasmic reticulum. Lineage: Eukaryota; Metazoa; Arthropoda; Insecta; Ephemeroptera; Baetidae. The transcript is spliced from 5 exons. Bases 72 to 1397 code for a protein of 441 amino acids. Gene Ontology annotation, biological process: dolichol-linked oligosaccharide biosynthetic process; protein N-linked glycosylation.